UCGUUCCUUUCACUGCUGCUACUUUUUUUUGUUCUAAAUAAUACUCCAAAUUAUCAAAGUGGACAAAACCAAAGCAUACAAAAAAAUUCUCCUACUAUACUAGUAUAAUCUAUAAUCUAUGCAUAAACAUAAACCCCUAUAUAUAUAGUAUGAUCUCUUUGUUAAUAGCCUUAUAUUUAUAUGGUUCCAUUUAUAUGUAUAUUUUGUUCUUAAUUUGAUCUUCUAAAGAAGCCCUAUUUCUUUUUCCUUGUGAAUUUGUGAUACCAGAGCUUGAGCCUUGAAUACACCAAUUCUUGUGAUUUAACAUUAUAUCACUCAAUACAAUGCUUUUAUUCUUGAUAUCUUGUUUCUCUUUCAUUCUUCUAUCCAAGUCAUUGUCUUUGAAGAACCAUUUAAGGAUGAAGAGUGAGUGGAGAUUGUUGUCACCAUGGUUUUGGGAAGGCUUCUCAGGCUUUGUGGUGUCAUGGUUCCACAAGGGUCGGCUCGGGAUCAGUUUCCAUCAACUGCCGACGAUCUUGUCAUUGAAGAAGAAGAAGAAGAUGGGGCUUGGUUCUAACGUGCACAAUGCGCAGGAAGACAAGAUGGCUCUGCUGGAUUUGCCUGAACUCGCUCUGGAAUGCAUUCUAGAGCGCCUUUCACCUGCAGGAUUGUGUAGCAUGGCUGGAGUUUGCUCUUCUUUUAGGGAGACAUGUAUAAGUGAUCAUCUUUGGGAGAAACACAUGAAGCAGAAAUGGGGUAAAGUAAUUGGUGAUGCUGCAUAUAGUGACUGGCAAUGGCAUAUUGCAUCAAGGAAGAGACCACAUCUGUUGGGGCCAAGUCAGCAAAAGAGGUUUCUGGGAUCUCUCACUAACAUUUGGCCUUUCUCUUGGUUUAGACCAAACUUUGAAAGCAGAAGCAGCCUGCAUAAAAAAAGUGAUUUACCAGUUGAUUCAAUCAUGUCAUGGUAUCUAUCUCUGGAAACUGGCAAAAUCUGGUUCCCAGCACAAGUCUACAAUCGGGAGAACGGACAUGCCGGUUUCAUGCUAUCAUGUUAUGAUGCCAAACUUAUAUAUGAUUCCCAGACUGACACCUUUCAGGCAAGGUACUCACCUCACGGGCGGCGAACCACGGAGGAGAAUAUAUCCUGGGAUAGGCUAAGAAUACCACCAGUUGAUACUCCUUCACAUGAUCUUCACAUUUCAGAAUGCUUACUUGACUUAAAACCUGGUGAUCAUAUUGAAAUCCAAUGGAGAAGAAAUAAAGAAUUCCCCUGUGGUUGGUGGUAUGGCGUUGUCGGUCACUUGGAAUCAUGUGAUGAAAGUAAAAAUCACUGCUGUUGUCAAUACGCAGACACAGUGAUGCUAGAGUUCAAGCAGUACCCUGCUAGCUCGAGAUGGAGAAAAACAAUGAUAAACAGGAACGACCAUAGAGAAGUAGGCAAUGAAGCUGAUGGAUUUUAUGGUGGAAUUAGAAAGCUUUACAAGGAAGAGGAGAUCUCAAUGUGGAAACGUCUAUGGCCAAACCAAGUCUUAGAAUAGUUCAAGUAUCUGUUAUAUUACCCUAAUGCUCUGUAAAUAUGCCAUUGCCACCUUUAUUUUUCCUUUCUCUUUGAAUUGUGAAUGGGAAGAGAUUUUAAAAUCACUAGAAGCUAUUUUAUUAUUAGAUUUAUAUUAGGCUUCUAUACUUUUUGACUGGGUUACAUGCCUUGAGAGUCACCAUGUUUGCAAUUGUAUCUUCAGCACCAAGCCAUGUAAUUUUGCAAUGAGUUAUAGCAAAAACAAAUAAAUAAAUAAAUAAACUGACUGACUUUUAGUU
Molecule: messenger RNA, 1794 nt
Organism: Durio zibethinus
Lineage: Eukaryota; Viridiplantae; Streptophyta; Magnoliopsida; Malvales; Malvaceae
Product: F-box protein At2g32560-like
Molecular function (GO): protein binding
Source: RefSeq, a predicted model, not a curated record